Monopterus albus (swamp eel) is the source of this 4329-nucleotide messenger RNA. It is a transcript of the gene hsd11b2, whose product is annotated as hydroxysteroid (11-beta) dehydrogenase 2. The coding region runs from base 168 to 1394 and encodes 408 amino acids. The record is from RefSeq and is a predicted model, not a curated record. NCBI's taxonomy places the organism in Eukaryota, Metazoa, Chordata, Actinopteri, Synbranchiformes, Synbranchidae. Gene Ontology annotation, biological process: glucocorticoid metabolic process. Gene Ontology annotation, cellular component: intracellular membrane-bounded organelle. Gene Ontology annotation, molecular function: 11-beta-hydroxysteroid dehydrogenase (NAD+) activity. The transcript is spliced from 5 exons.
ACUGAACCGACCAGACACAGUGUGUGCAGCACAGAGGGAGAGCGAUCAAGAGACAUAAACACUGACUGACACUAACCUGGAUCAGACUCGUUUCUUGUUCUUGUUUAAAUCUGAAGGUGCAGAGGCACAGACAGAGAACACUCAGACAAGUAAACCAGGUGAACCUGAUGAUGGACGACUACACCCUCCCCUUCUGGAUCUACCUGUGUGUUCUUACUGUGUUUGUUGGUGGUGCUAUGAAGAUGAUUUUGGCGUCCCACCUGAGCACCGCCUCUACCCUGGUGGCCUGGCUGGGAGCCACUGUGCUGGUGGAGCGUCUGUGGGCGUUCUGUCUGCCGGCCAUGCUGCUGCUGGUGCUGCUUGGCCUCACCUGUUGCUUCUACAAUGCCACCAGGAGUGCCCCCCUGCCCACCACCCUUCCUGCCCAUGGCAAGGCUGUCUUCAUCACAGGCUGUGACUCUGGUUUUGGAAAUGCCACAGCAAAGCGUCUGGACGCCAUGGGCUUUGAGGUGUUUGCCACGGUGUUGGACCUGUCCGGAGAUGGAGCCAGGGAGCUGCAGAGGACCUGCUCCCCCCGCCUCACCCUCCUCCAGGUGGACAUCACUCAGCCGCAGCAGAUCCAGCAGGCGCUGCUGGACACCAGGACCAAACUGGGCCUCAAAGGUUUGUGGGGUUUGGUAAACAAUGCUGGACGAUGUGUGAACAUCGGAGAUGCCGAGCUGUCGCUGAUGUCCAACUUCCGCGGCUGCAUGGAGGUCAACUUCUUUGGCACACUGAGCGUCACCAAGUGCUUCCUGCCACUGCUGCGUCAGGCCAAAGGACGGAUCGUCACCAUCUCCAGCCCUGCUGGUGACCACCCGUUUCCCUGUCUGGCAGCGUACGGCGCAUCUAAAGCAGCUCUCAACCUCUUCAUCAACACUCUGCGGCACGAGCUCGAGCCCUGGGGUGUGCAAGUUUCAAUCAUCCUGCCAUCUGCGUUCAAGACAGGUCAUCCCAGUAACUAUGCGUACUGGGAGCAGCAGCACAAACAGCUGCUGCAGAAUCUGUCUCCGGCGCUGCUCGAAGACUACGGUGAGGACUAUGUGACCGAGACCAAGGACCUCUUCCAUAGCCAUGCCAGCCAGGCCAACCCUGACCUCAGCCCUGUUGUGGACGCCAUCAUCCAUGCGCUGCUGGCGCCACAGCCGCAGGCACGUUACUUUGCGGGGCCUGGUGUCGGCCUCAUGUACUUCAUCCAGACCUACUGCCCCUUCAGUGUCAGCAACCGCUUCCUCCAGAAAAUGUUUAUGAAGAAGAAGCUGACACCUUACGCCCUGAGGAAGCAAUCGGGCUUCAACCUGAACCUCAGCCUCCACAACAACAAUAACAACAACAACGGGGAAAAACUCAUGUAGCUAUGACACAGUAGACACAUCCUGAUGGUAUCAAAAGCAGCGAUAGAGGACCACUUCUGUAACACACUCAUAGAGCUGUAACUUGUCCUUUUCUAUGUGCAGCCAUGGGUCAAUCAGUGAAAUCGUCACAGUCAGAGAGAUCAGCUACACUGUACUGAGCCACACUCACUGCACGUGCCUUCAUCUCACAAAAGGUCACAGAGAGAAUCCAGCACUACAGCAGCUUGUUUAAAUACUGACUCCAAGAUUACUUAAAAACAGAUACAAACAUCCGUGCACUUGUUUGCCAGGGUGGACGCACUCAGCCUCGCUGUGGGCCUGUUACAGCUGUCAUCUUCAGUGUUGUCAGGAGACAGCCAUGUCAUCAGCCUGCCAACAUCACACCCCAGCUAGCCAGUAGAGCCCGGCUCCGUCUCAGGCCCGACCCAGCUGCUGCUGCUUGGAACUUACUUUCAGCCACGUUUCACAUGCACACAGUGAACCAAAUCUGGUGGGAAUGUCUGGGCCGGAGACAGCUCACAGCCAACUGUGUGCAUACAAUUGGCCUGACUCCGCUGGAUCCCUGAGAUGGUGUGAAGCCAACCAUGAAUGUUAAACUGUGAGACGUUCACCCAGUUACCAAUGCCAGUGCUUCUAUCAAACAGUCAGACUUCCAUCCCAAGGUUUAUUGUACGACGGCGGACGUCGAUGCAGUGUCGGGGAAGCUACUCUGAUAGUGUAGCUUUACAAGCUACCAAUUGAGCUGCAGCAAAUCUACUGUAAGGAGAGAUUGAGUCUGGUUAAGUAAAGCUACUUAGAAAAGGCAGUUUAAUCUACUUUGUAUAAAAAUUAUGAAAUUGACAAUGUACAAGUAAUACAAAAUUAUAAUAUAAAAAAGUCACAUAGCGGCAGGGAAGUUAAUUUCUUGAGAUCUAAAGGAAACAAUCCCUUCUGAGUUUUUCACCAGUAUAUUGUAGUUGUAAACAAAUGUGGAGUUUGUAUUAUCUGACUACACGUAGAAGAGUAAAGAAAAAUAUUCAACGUACACCUUCUCAGGCCGUUUGACCGACCUAAGCACUGGUCUAUAAAAUGUUGUCUCACUGGUCAGUUUUGUACCGUCCGACUCUGUUAACAUCUACAGCAGUCUGCAGCUUGCUUCUGUUUAGACAGCUUGAACACUGGUCUAAAUAACAGGCCUACCUUUGUACUGGUCAGAGCAGAACCUCUAGUUUAUGCGACACAUACUGUAGCUGUCUCCCAAAGUUCUGCUCCAACAGGCAUCUCCGUUUGGCUCUGAGAAUAUGAAGCCGCUCACACACGGCAUAGUGAAAUAAAAGUAAAACAUCAGUCCUUUCCUUUUAUGACCCUAAACUGUUUGUAGUUUCAGGUGAACUGCCAGCAAGCUACUGACAAAUGUAGUCAAACUACUACAUGUAGUUCCCAGCACUGCACCGAUGUGAGCGGCUGCUUCACGGAUGUAAUGUUUUCCCGUGAAUCCAGCUGGGAUCAGUGAGGACAAGCGUGGCAGCGUUUCUGACGGGUGCUGUCCGAGGAUGUCUCUGCAUCAGGACCAGCCCUGGUUUCAAACCAAGCAAAACAUGAAGUUCAGUCACCGAUCGGGAAUACUGGUGACUGGUGACUGGUGACUUUCUGCCUAAUUAGAUGGUUGAAGACAUCCUCCUAAACUAAAGACAGGUUCAUUGUCUGGUCCAUGUCAAAUGGGCCCUGAUUCUUUGUCGAGAACUACACCCGUUUGGUCUGUCGGGAGUCGGAAAAUGAGCACGCUCAGUGAAAUAAGCUGCUGUAGUGACGCCUCUGUUCAUCAGCCCAUAUACUGUACAUGUAUUUUUACACCACAAGUAUAUUUCUCAUUUAGACAACAACAGCUUCUUCUGAGAAUAUUUAAAGAAUAUAUUUACACUUUCGGAACCUAUGUGUUUGUUUUCUGCGUCACAGCGAUGGCAGGAAGCAGAAUGAGAUGGGAUCAUUUCAGAACAAAAACGCACACUCAGUUUGACGUGUUCUUCUGUGUUUUAUACUCACAAAACCAAAAUAUAUUCUUAUAUUUUUCUGCUCAAACACAAAUAUAUGUACUCCCUGUUUGGGCAUCUAACCGUCACAAUAAAAGCACAAGUGUAGAAUGGUUCCAAACUUGUGACCCUGUUGAUGCAUGUAGAUAGUUUCAGUGUGUCACUCCCACAGUAUGCAUCACUUACAUUUAAUAAGUAAUGGUUGACUAGCGGUGAAAAAUACCACAUAUGUGUGUUUUGCUCUUAUUAUUUAAUCUAGUCUGAACUCUCACUUCUCAGGUGUCAAAACCAAAUAAAAGCACAGUGUGUUUUAAAGUUGCUUUUUGCUUUGAAGGCCUGUGCUUUUAUUUUGAACACACCGUUGUGUGUCCCUGAUUAUACGGAUGCCUCCGGUCAUCAAAAACGCUGCCUUCACAUAAUAAACAGAUGUUUUGGUCUUUUAAAGCAAAACAUUUAUAAAAUGAAACCUAGUUUUUUUGUUUCUAUCAAAAAACAACCACAGUGACCAGUGGGAUGUUUUUCCUUAGAAACACUGAGUUUAUUUUCAGUCAGGAUAUUUUAGUGUCUCCUCGUCCUGUGUUGUGUUUGUAGGAUUAGCUGUGCAGUGACCCUAACUCUGAUGAAUCCAGUGAAAUUCCAACCUCAACUUUGAUACAAAUGCACACACUGCACAGAUCUGUUUACUGUGGCAACACAUCGCAGCACAUUUUCAAGUGUCUCUCCACAGACGUUUUUCAGCCCACUUUGUGUUUUCAUUUUGAAUGGUGGUAUUUAUCGUCCCUCUUCUUGUAUCAUCACUCAGUCUGUGAACUUUGUAUAAAAAAGUCAAAGAACAAAAACAUGAUGUAAAUAUUCACUUAGUUCAUUCUUUCAUAGAAAUAAAGUUGACUUUUUCAGACUUGGCACCUCUGUUGUUCAUGCUGCUG